This is a messenger RNA of Closterium sp. Yama58-4, 1113 nucleotides long. NCBI's taxonomy places the organism in Eukaryota, Viridiplantae, Streptophyta, Zygnematophyceae, Desmidiales, Closteriaceae. The record is from the annotation of a GenBank genome assembly.
AUGGCCAACCCGCUCCUCACGCCGUUCACUCUCCCGGACGGCACGGAGCUCUCAAUGCGCAUCGUCUACGCGCCGCUGACGCGCGAUCGCGCUCUCGGGACCAUCCCGCAGCCGAACGCCGCGAUCUACUACUCGCAGCGCGCGCACAAGGGCGGGCUCAUGCUCACCGAGGCCACGUGCAUCUCGCCCGAGGCGCACGGGUACCCCGACACCCCGGGGAUCUACACGGAGGCGCAGAUCGCGGCGUGGAAGCCGGUGAUCAAGGCCGUGCACGACAAGGGCGCGCGGUUCUACUGCCAGCUGUGGCACGUCGGCCGCGCGUCGCACCAAGAGUACCAGCCUGAUGGCGCCGCGCCGAUGGCUCCGUCCGCCAUUCCCAUCCGUAGCGUGGACAAGGUGUACAUCAGCACUGGCGCCGCCGACUAUCCCACGCCCAGGGCCAUGACCGCGGAAGAGAUCAAGAAGGUGGUGGAGCAGUACCGUGUGGCGGCGCGCAACGCGAUUGACGCGGGGUUUGACGGCGUGGAGGUGCAUGGCGCGAACGGGUACCUGCUGGAGCAGUUCAUCAAGGACGGCUCCAACAAGCGAGAGGACGAGUUUGGAGGGUCCCUGGAGAACAGGCUUCGCUUCCCCCUGCAGGUGAUCAAGGCAGUGGCGGACGAGGUGGGAGCCAGCAAGGUGGGCGUGCGGCUGUCGCCCUACAGCACCUUCCUGGACGAGACCGACUCCGACCCCGUCGCCACCUAUGUGGGGCUCGUGGAGCGUCUGAACGGCAUGGGGCUGGCGUACGUGCACUUUAUUGAGGCGCGCGUGCGCGGCAAUGAUGACAUGGAAGUUGAGGAGGAGACUCUGGAGCCAUUCCGCAAGGCAUUCAAGGGGCCCUUCAUUGCUGCUGGUGGCUUCAAGCGGGAGAGCGGUAUGGCAGCGGUUGAGAGCGGGGCGGUGGAUCUGAUCGCGUACGGCCGUCUCUUCCUCGCCAACCCCGACCUGCCGAGGCGCUUUGAACUCAACGCGCCACUCAACCCGUACGACCGCAGCACUUUCUUCUUCCCGGACCAGGUCAAGGGGUACAUCGACUACCCUUUCCUGGACGAGGCUAAGAAGGCUGAAUAG